Molecule: messenger RNA, 1473 nt
Organism: Hippocampus comes (tiger tail seahorse)
Lineage: Eukaryota; Metazoa; Chordata; Actinopteri; Syngnathiformes; Syngnathidae
Product: protein phosphatase 1 regulatory subunit 3C-B
Exons: 2
Coding region: 148-1107 (319 amino acids)
Biological process (GO): regulation of glycogen biosynthetic process
Cellular component (GO): protein phosphatase type 1 complex
Molecular function (GO): glycogen binding; protein phosphatase 1 binding
Source: RefSeq, a predicted model, not a curated record
UCACGUACGUCGAGCCCCAGCUCGGAGGAGGAGUAGGAGGACGACCGCGAGCACCACCGGCCAGGAGAAGACGAGCGACGGCGACAGUAAUGUUCUAGAAGAAGCUGACUUUAGUUGGAGUGCUCGGAUCUGAGCUUUUGUUUUCCCAUGAGUGCUGCCAGCCUUCUGCGGUCCUUCAGUCCGUCGGCGAUGCCCGGGCCGGUCAUGCCCAUGGACGUGGCCAUGCGCUUCUACAUCAGCCACUCUCCUCCUCCUCUCAGGGGCUUCCUGAGCUCCUACGAGGCUCCUUUCACUCGGAGCAAGAGGCGGGACCGGGCCGCCGCCACGGCCGCCGGGCUCAGGCCCUGCCUGAGCAGCCAGCAGCGGGCGGCGCAGCACGAGGGCUGGAGCAGCAAAGGCGAGAAGAAGAAGGUGGUGUUUGCCGACUCCAAGGGAAUGUCGCUCACCGCCGUCCGCGUCUUCUCCAAGAACGAGGAAGAACGCAACGGUGAUGAGCUGCAGUUCGAUAUGAGCGACCUGGAGAACGCCGCCAUGGACCUGAAGAUCAGCUCGGCGUGCAGCCUGGAGCUGGACUUCAAGCAGCCCUCGGCCGACUACCUGGACUUCAGGAACCGCCUGAUCCGGAACUCGGUCUGCUUGGAGAACUGCUCGCUGCAGGAGCGCUCGCUCACCGGCACGGUCAAAGUGCGCAACGUCGGCUUUGAGAAGUGCGUGCGUGUGCGGGCCACCUUCGACUCGUGGGCCAGCUUCAUGGACGUGGACUGCACCUUCAUGAACAACGUGUACGGCGCCAACGACACCGACACCUUCGCCUUCGUUCUGGACCUUCCCGCCGACAUCCCGCCGCACAACCGGGUGGAGUUCUGCGUCUGCUUCGAGGCCCGGGACCGGACCUUCUGGGACAACAACGACGGCAAGAACUACGGGGUCAAGCACGUGGGUUGGACCGGCGUGUCCUCUCCGGCUCCGGCCGAGCAGCAGAAGGCGAGCGGCGUCAAGGUUGUGGAGAUGGACCUGGACCAGUUGGGAAGCCCUCGCAUGUGCAGCGGCUUCUUUCCGGGCUGGCAAAGCUGGAACCACGCGGACGCCUCCGUGCCCUACUGGUGACGGGCUGCCACUUGACUGCGUCGACGACGGACGUUACGUCCUUCAUAUUGAAGGGGAGCCGGCCGGCCUACCAGCCGCCGGCCAGCCAGUGAGCGAGCGAGUGUGGGUCCUGACGGAUGCAAGGCAGAUUUUUUAGGGGGAUGGGGGGGGGGUCUUCUGCCUCUUGGACAUGCCGAUGAUGUCAUCAGAGGGCGACUGCACCUUUUUAUUGCUUCACACGCUUUUGGUACUUCCGCAUGCGGUCUCCCGCAUCUUUGUGAUUUGCACAGUUUGUGUGCGUGCGUGCGUGCGAGGCUGCCAAUCAAGUUUCAUUUUCUUUUGGCAAAGGAAGUAGUGUUGUUUGGAAUAAAAGUUUAUAUUUGUGCA